AUAAAUCAUAGCAAGAACUGUUUUAAACUAUUCUACUCUAGAUAAUUAGAAAAAAUGAGACUUACUUGCAAUUUAGCGAUUGUUGCCAUUUUUAAGCGGAUCCGGAAGUUCUCAACAUGUGUUCCGAAAAGAAUUGUGGGAUACACACAUGCUGAAAUAUGAAGCAGUUUUUCAAGAAAAAGAGCAAGCGUACUACGACGCGGAAACUUAAGAAAAUCGAGAAAAAGGUUAGGGAACACCACAAGAAACUACGUAAAGAUGCAAAGAAAAAUCCAAAGAAAACGAAGAAGAAAGAUCCUGGCAUUCCUAACAGUGCCCCAUUCAAGGAACAAGUUCUGAAAGAGGCAGAAGAAAGAAAAAUCAAGUUAGAAGAUGAGAGGUUACGGAAUAAAGAGAAACAGAAGAAGGCUCGGCAGAAGCAAGUUGCCAAGAAACGCAACCUCUCCAGUAUGAUCCUAGAUGCUCAGAAACGACAGAAAGAGUUUGAAAAACAAAAAGCUGCCACUGGUGAGGCAAAUGAUGAAGCUAACAAACCAGUAGAAACCUCAAGGAAAGCAUUCUAUAAAGAAUUCAGAAAGGUGGUUGAUGCAGCUGAUGUAGUUCUCCAAGUGUUAGAUGCCAGGGAUCCACUUGGCAGCAGGUGUGUGGAGGUUGAACAGGCAAUUUUGGACUCCAGUGCCAAGAAGAAGCUAGUCCUUGUACUAAACAAAAUAGAUCUUGUUCCCAGAGAAAAUGUAGAAAAAUGGUUGAAAUAUUUAAGGAAUGAGUUUCCCGCAGUUGCGUUCAAAGCAUCCACUCAAAAGCAGACGGACAAUCUGUCACAAGCAAAAAUUAAUAUAACAUCACAAAAGUUGAAAGGUGACACGGUUAAAACAAGUAAAUGUCUCGGUGCAGAUGUCCUUAUGAAACUGCUAGGAAACUACUGUCGGAACCAGAAUAUUAAGACCUCAGUCACAGUUGGUAUAGUGGGAUUUCCAAACACUGGGAAAAGUAGCAUUAUAAACAGUCUCAAGAGGUCUAAGGCGUGUAAUGUCGGUGCUAUGCCGGGAGUCACAAAACAGAUGCAGGAAAUACAACUGGACAAACAUGUCAAGUUAUUGGACAGUCCUGGGAUCGUCAUGGCAACAGGCGAUAGUAAUUCAUCCGUUAUUCUCCGAAAUUGUGUGAAAGUUGAAACAGUCGAAGACCCCAUAACACCAGUGCAAGCAAUCCUCAAUAGAUGCAGUAAAGAAAAGAUGAUGCUACAUUAUAACAUAACAGAUUACUCAUCAGUCACAGAUUUCCUUGGUCUACUAGCCAAGAGGUUAGGUCGUUUGAAGAAAGGUGGCGUCCCAGAUGUUUUCAGGGCUGCAAAAACUGUUCUCCAAGACUGGAAUACGGGUAGAAUAACAUACUACACACAACCCCCAGAAACUCAACAAACUGGCAAUGUUUCCAUUGUACAAGAGAUGUCCCAGGCCUUUGACAUUGAUGCCCUGUUGUCUGAUGAACAGGACACUCUAAAAGGUUUAAAACAAGCUACUGAGAAGGAUUUUGUAUUGGUUAGUGGGGGUCCUACAUCUGCCUUGGAGACCCCUUGUGAUGAUGAUGAGAUGGGAGAUGAUAACACUGAAGAGGAUGAUGAAGAUGAAGACAUGGAAGAUGAUAAUGAUGACAAAGAACUUAAAGAUGUCACUGUUGGUUUGACGCCAAAGCUGAAGGCAAACAAGAGUGCCCACAGUCUGUCUAUAGAGAAAGCUAAAAAGAAAGCAGAGCUAGAAGCAGCUUUAGAUGGUAACCAACAGUUAAUCAAAGACAGGAAAAAAAAAUGGAAACACAUAAAGAAAUCAAGGAAAAAAGCAGAUAAAGUUGCAGGUUCCCUAUCUAAUGCACUAGAGGGCGCUAUGGACAUUUUAGGAACAAAUGAAAAAUCUGCAGACUCUUAUAAUUUCUCAACAGACUUUAAGUAG
Owenia fusiformis is the source of this 1949-nucleotide messenger RNA. The record is from the annotation of a GenBank genome assembly. Lineage: Eukaryota; Metazoa; Annelida; Polychaeta; Sabellida; Oweniidae.